Molecule: messenger RNA, 2522 nt
Organism: Sesamum indicum (sesame)
Lineage: Eukaryota; Viridiplantae; Streptophyta; Magnoliopsida; Lamiales; Pedaliaceae
Gene: HDA05
Product: histone deacetylase 5
Biological process (GO): epigenetic regulation of gene expression
Cellular component (GO): cytoplasm; histone deacetylase complex
Molecular function (GO): histone deacetylase activity
Source: RefSeq, a predicted model, not a curated record
AAAAAAGGAAAAAGAAAAACCAUUGGUGGGGAGUUUGGGUCAGAAGCCCCAGCUCUUUCAGCAGCUUUCCUCUCUCCCCCAAACUCUCGCAGCUUCAAAAUUCAAACUUGAACACACUCUCAUCAUCCCAGCUACCCCAGAAAUCAAACUGAAAAAGGGAAAUGGACGUUAAGGAUGAGGUUGAUGGUCUAUUGAGCAGAAGCAGCGAUGUUGCUACUACAAAAGAUCGCCGUGUGGGUUUGAUAUAUGAUGAGAGGAUGUGUCAACAUUACGCGCCUGAUUACGAGGAUCAUCCAGAAUGUCCUGAUCGCGUUCGGGUCAUCUGGGACAGGCUGAAUUCUUCUGGUCUUGCGAAAAGAUGUAUUAUUUUGAAUGCCAAGGAUGCAGACGAUAACCAUUUAGCUUUGGUUCACACCAAAAAUCACAUUGAUUUGAUUAAGAAUAUUAGUUCUGAACGCUCUGAAUCCAGGAGAAAAAGAACUGCUGCCAAAUUUAACUCUAUAUAUUUCAAUGAAGGCUCAUCAGAAGCUGCUUAUCUUGCUGCAGGAUCUGUCAUAGAGGUUGCAGAGAAAGUUGCUGAAGGGAAACUCGACUCUGGAUUUGCUAUUGUCAGGCCCCCUGGGCAUCAUGCAGAAGAAGCUGAACCAAUGGGAUUUUGCCUAUACAAUAAUGUUGCUAUAGCGACAAGUUUCCUAUUGAAUGAAAGAAGGGAAUUGGGGAUCAACAAAAUCCUGAUUGUUGACUGGGAUGUGCAUCAUGGAAAUGGCACUCAGAAGAUGUUUUACAAAGAUCCUCGAGUACUUUUCUUCUCAGUGCAUAGGCAUGACUUUGGGACUUUCUAUCCAGCUGGUGAUGAUGGUUCAUAUAUCAUGACUGGAGAAGGUCCUGGUGCCGGAUACAAUAUUAAUGUCCCUUGGGAGAAUAGUAGGUGUGGGGAUGCUGACUAUCUUGCUGUUUGGGACCACAUAUUAAUCCCUGUUGCCCAGCAAUUUAAUCCUGACAUGAUAAUAAUCUCUGCUGGAUUCGAUGCAGCCAUAGGGGAUCCUCUUGGGGGCUGUCGUGUUAGUCCAUAUGGGUACUCAAUCAUGCUUGACAAGUUGAUGGAGUUUGCUGGAGGAAAGAUUGUUAUGGCACUUGAAGGAGGAUACAACCUUAAAUCAUUAGCAAAUUCAGCCCAGGCAUGCGUUGAAGUAUUGCUACAAGACAAGCCUGUUAUUGGGACCUUGGAGGCCUAUCCUUUUGAAUCUACAUGGCGCGUGAUACAAGAGGUACGCCAACAAUUAAGUGCAUAUUGGCCGAUACUUGCUGUGAAAUUAUCAGACAAAGUGAUCGAUAGGAGAAUAACUCAAAUUGAGUUCUCAAGCUCUGAUUCUGAUGAUGAUGAGCAUGAGCAUACUCCUUCAAUUGCAUUGGAUGGCUUCAAGACUGUUGAUGAUGUUAUACAACCUUUUGUGAAUCUGAAAGUCAGUGAAGAUGGUCAAGAUCAAGAAGCCACUACUUGGAGAUCAGAGCUUUCCAAAAUUAACAUUUGGUAUGCAACUUAUGGAUCAAACAUGAGCAUAUCAAGGUUUCUCUGCUAUAUUGAAGGUGGACAGACAGAAGGGAUGCGAAAGCCAUGUGUGGGUUCUGUGGACAAAACCAAGCCCAAAAAGAUUAUCUGGAAGACUUUCCCUCAUCGUCUAUUUUUUGCUCGUGAGCGUACAUCUACGUGGGGUCCUGGUGGUGUUGCUUUUUUUCAUCCUAAAAGUAAUGAUCAGGAGAAAACUUAUAUGUGCCUGUACAAAAUUACGCUGGAGCAAUUUAAUGAUGUGUUGCUUCAGGAGAAUGCUUCAAGCUACAACAUGAGUCAUCCUUUAUUUGAUAUGACUGCGUUACAGAGUAUACAAACUGAAAAGUGCAUCUCAGUGGAGCCUGUCCAGAGAGGCUGGUACCAUAAUGUUGUUUACUUGGGGAAGGAGGAAGAUAUUCCAAUUCUCACAAUGACGUGCACUGCUUCGGAUGUUGAUAGCUUCGUAUCUGGUAAAUUCCCAAUAAAUCCACCAUGCAAAGAGUAUGCUAAUACCUUGAUCAAAGGGCUGGUCGAAGGAAAGCAACUCUCGGAAGAGGAAGCCUCAGCUUACAUACACGAAGCAUCUACAAAACCUUUGUGAUUUCAAUGUAGUGUUGUCCGGUAGAAUUAUUUGUCUAUGAAUGAUUUCAUUUAGUAUUUCUCCUAUGCAAUUCUUGGCUACCAUGUAAUCAUAGCCAGAUACUGGAAGUUCCAUCGGUAGGUAGCGUUCAGUGUUGUUUGAACUUGGCUGAACUGUUAUUGAUCCUCACAAUAACUAGACGGGUUUUUUCUUAUAUGCAUCGGGUGUGACAGUUACCAAGUAGAAUAUUAAGCGACGUUAUAGUGAUCCACAGUACGUUCAACAGGCGUAGGUCGCAGCAUCUGGUGCUUUUAAAUCCAGUGUAUAUAAGAACUAUCUGUUUAGUUGAUGGUGUAUAUAUUUUGGCUGUCUGUCAGACUUUUAUCUUUUUCA